Molecule: messenger RNA, 5934 nt
Organism: Perca fluviatilis (European perch)
Lineage: Eukaryota; Metazoa; Chordata; Actinopteri; Perciformes; Percidae
Biological process (GO): regulation of apoptotic process
Molecular function (GO): protein binding
Source: RefSeq, a predicted model, not a curated record
GCUCCUCCUCCAGUUUGUACAGAACACACCGGGAUCACUGCGGGACGGAGGAGACCCGGGAAGACUUCUAACAUUUUUCUCCGAGGUGAGGAGAACAGUGACUUGGAGAAAGAGAAGGAAGGGGAGGAGGGAGCAGAGUCUGGAGUGUACAGUAUGUCUACGAAGAGGGACCGGUCCAAAGAGGAUCCUCCAGACCCUAGUAAUGAACCUGGACCCUCAGACACAAAAAAGAGGAAGAAGAGUGAUGUUUUUGAGGAGGAGAAGCCGUCCUACUGUGCUUUGUGUCAGAACGUCCUGAAGGAUCCAGUCUCUACCAGCUGUGGACACUGGUUCUGCAGACGGUGCAUCACUUCAUACUGGGACCAGUCUGCUUCAUCAGGAGACUCCUGCUGUCCCCAGUGUGGAGAAAGAUGCAGAACAAUGGACGUGGUAAAGCAAGUACAUAAGAUCAGUGUGAAGGGGACGUUUGAACGUGUGACUGAAGGAAGUGAUGUAACAGGAAGUGGAACCCCCCUCAACAGCAUCUUCAUUGCGCUCUACAUCACAGACGAACUGAGUGAAGAAGUUAAUACCCAACAUGAGGUGAGGCAGCUCGAGACAGCUUCCAAGAUGGAGACCCUCCAUGACUCUCCAAUCAACUGCAGUCACAUCUUUAAAGCCUUACCUGACCAACAGAAACACAUCAGAGUCGUUCUGAUGAUCGGCGUCGCUGGCGUUGGAAAAACCUUCUCAGUACAGAAGUUCUGUCUGGACUGGGCCGAGGGUUUGGAAAACCAAGAUGUGGAUCUGGUGAUUCCUCUUUCCUUCAGGGAGCUGAACUUGAUCAAAGAUGAGCAGUACAGUCUUCUGGAGCUGCUCCGUGUUUUCCAUCCAUCAUUACAGGAGGUCACAGCAGAGCAGCUCGCUGGCUCUAAAGUUCUCUUCAUCUUUGACGGCCUGGAUGAAAGCAGACUUUACCUGGAUUUCAACAACAAUGAGGCUGUUUCUGAUGUCACACAGAAGUCAUCAGUCAACGCUGCUGUCGCAAACCUCAUCCAGGGGAAGCUGCUUCCCUCGGCUCUCGUCUGGAUAACUUCCCGACCUGCAGCAGCCAAUCAGAUCCCUCCUGCGUGUGUUGACAGGGUAACAGAAGUACGAGGCUUCACUGACGACCAGAAGGAGGAGUACUUCAGGAAGAGAGUCAGUGAUGAAGAGCAGUCCAGCAGAAUCAUCUCCCACAUCAAGACAUCCAGGAGCCUCCUUAUCAUGUGUCUGAUCCCAGUCUUCUGCUGGAUCACUGCUACAGUUCUGGACCACAUGUUAACUACAGACCAGAGAGGAGAGCUGCCCAAGACCCUGACUGACAUGUACUCACACUUCCUGCUGGUUGAGACAAAGAGGAAGAAGCUCAAGUAUGCUGAGGGACAUGAGAGGAGUCCACAGGAGCUGACGGAGGCUGACAGGGAAGUUCUUCUGAAGCUGGGGAGGCUGGCGUUUGAGGAGCUGCAGAAAGGAAACAUCAUGUUCUACCAAGAAGACCUGGACCGUUGUGGUCUGGAUGUCAGAGAGGCCUCGCUGUACUCAGGAGUUUGUUCAGAGAUCUUCAAAAGAGAGAGUGUGAUCUUCCAGAAAACAGUCUACUGCUUCGUUCAUCUGAGCAUUCAGGAGUUUCUGGCUGCAGUCUAUCUGUUCCACUGUUACACCAACAGGUACAUACAGGUACUCAAGGACUUCCUGGGACCAGACUGGAAAAACAAGAUCAUUGAUUUAUCUCUGGAUGAAGAUGAUGAUGACAGGGACAUAGAACAUUCCCAGUCCGUGGAUGAAGAUGAUGGUGUUGAUGAUGACAGGGACAUUGACCAUUCCCCAACCGUGGACAAAGAUGAUGGUGUUGAUGAUGACAGGGACAAUGCCCAUUCCCCACCCGUGGAAAAAGGUGAUGAUGAUGACGGGAAAAAUGACCAUUACCCAUCCCUGGAUGUCUUCCUGAAGAGAGCCUUGGAGAAAUCCCUUAGGAGUAAAAAUGGCCACCUGGACCUGUUUGUCCGGUUCCUUCAUGGCCUCUCUCUGGAGUCCAACCAGAGACUCUUAGGAGGCCUGCUGGGUCAGACAGACAACAGUCCAGAAAUCAUCCAGAGAGCCAUCAACAACCUGAAGGAGAUGAACAGUAAUAAGAUCUCUCCUGACAGAAGCAUCAACAUCUUCCACUGUCUGACGGAGAUGAACGACCACUCAGUCCAUCAGGAGAUCCAAGAGUUCCUGAAGUCAAAGAACAGAUCAAAGUACCUCUCUGUGAUCCACUGCUCAGCUCUGGCCCACAUGCUGCAUAUGUCAGAGGAGGUUCUGGAUGAGUUGGACCUGAAGAAGUACAAAACAUCACUGGAGGGAAAACUGAGACUGAUUCCAGCUGUGAGGAACUGCCGAAAGGCUCUACUACCUGGCUGUUUUCUCUCAGCGACUCACUGUGAAGUUGUGGCCUCAGCGCUGAAGUCCAACCCCUCCCAUCUGAGAGACCUGGACCUGAGUCUCAACAAGCUGCAGGAUUCAUCAGUAAAGCUUCUAUCUGCUGGACUGCAAAGUCCACACUGUAGACUGGAGACUCUGAGAUUGUGGGGCUGUGGGUUGUCAGAGUUCAGCUGUGCUUCUCUGGCCUCAGCUCUGAUGUCUCACCCCUCCCAUCUGAGGAAGCUGGACCUGAGUGAUAACGAGCUGCAGGAUUCAGGAUUGGAGCUGCUGUGUGAUUUUCUGAAGAGUCCAGACUGUGGUCUGAAGACUCUAAGAUUGAGGUGGUGCAGUUUGUCAGAGAUCAGCUGUGCUAAUCUGGCCUCAGGGCUGAAGGCCAACCCCUCCCAUCUGAGAGUGCUGGACCUGAGAGACAACAAGCUUCAGGAUUCAGGAGUGAAGCUGCUGUGUGACUUUCUGGAGAGUCCAAACUUUGAACUGGAAACUCUGAGGGUGGAUGGCAGAGAAUACAAGGCUGCACCUGACAUACAUGAAGGACAUCCGUCCACGUUGAAGACAAACCUCUAUGUGUCUGAGGACAGAAGAGAGGAUCAGUUGUGUGAUCAGCUCCUUUUUCAGUCUCAGGAAAUGUUACAUUUCACACCUAAACUGCUGACUGAGUCUGGAAAGACUUCAUACAGGUUCAGGUGUCCUGGUCCAGGUGGGUUCCAGUGUGCUUUGACUGGACUGGUGUUUGUUACGACUCAGGAGGCGGAGCUGCUGUACAACACUGUCCAAUGGGAUGAGAGCCUCCUCCAAUCAGCUGGCAGGAUGGCUGCAGGGCCGCUGUACGACAUCAAGUGUUCAGAGGAGGCUGCUGUCUGUCAGCUCCACUUUCCACACUGUGAAAUCAUAGAUGCUCCUCUGCCUGAUGGCCUGUUGUCUGUCGUCCACAUCACUGAUGAUGGGAUGAGCAUCCUGGAGCCGCUGGAGAUUACUGACACUCACGUGGUUGUAAAUGUCCCUCAUCUCUCUGUCUUUGGCCUGAUCUGGGAUGCUGUUACAAGGUUGUGGACGAAACCGGUUAGCGGCCAAGUUCUGCUGUUCCUCGGACAACCAAACCCAGAAACACAGAGGCAAAAACUCAAUUUGCUUCUCCUGCCGAGAAACAUCCCUCUGAACGAGGUGAGGGAACAACAUCAACAAUCUAGAAACAUCCAGGUUCCUUCCACAUGUAGACUCAUCAAAGAUCAAAGUUACACCGUCCAAUGUCCUCAGGCCGUUAAAAUACAGCCGGACAAAGCAGAUUUUGAGCUGGAGUUCGGACCAAACUACCACCCAACGUUUGAGAUCCGCCUGCCUAUAAACACACCAGAAGUGACUUUAAGAGUCCAAGACGAAGGACAGAGCGUCUGGGAGCAUGACGUGGAACUGAUUGCUCCAAAACUCAAAAUCCCAGCACCAACAGAGGACAGAAACCCAGCAGAGGACAGCGACUGGGCUUUGGUAGGAACAACAGCUACAGAGGUCCUGUUUAACACUCUGGAUAACCUCAGAGAAGAGGAGUUUAAGAAAUUCAAGUGGUUCCUGACGAACAGUGAACACGUGAAAAACACACCCAUCCCAGUGAGCAGGCUGGAGAAUGCAGACAGGAUGAACACCAUUGAUCUGAUGAUCCAGACCUUCACAUCUGCUGGAGCUGUGGAGGUCACCAAACGGCUCUUAAAGAAGAUACCUAGGAUUGAUCUGCUGCAGAAAUUGGUCAGCAUUUUAGAAACAUCAGAUCGAAGAGGGGUCAUUUCAGAGGACAUCAUCCCAAAAGAGGACAGAGACCCAGCUGAGGACAGAGACCCAGCUGAGAAGAGUCUGUGGCGAGUUCGGACACAGUUUGUACAGCGAAUGUCUGAUCCAGUUCUGAACCAGCUUCUGGAUAAUCUCCUUGAGCGUGGUGUUCUAACUGAUGAAGAAAUGGAGUCAGCCAGAACACAAGGCAGAGCAGACAAAGCCAGAGACGUGAUGGACACGGUGAGAAGAAAAGGAAGAGCAGCCAGCUCAGUUCUGAUCUCUGCUCUCUGUGAGGUAGAUCCGAUCCUUUCCAGAGAGCUGAGAUUAAUGUGAAGAACCAAACUGUGGAGAGAGAUGAUGAAUCUCUCCAAUAACUGACUCUUACACAUGAUUACUGAUUUGUAGUUUCAGCCACUAGAUGGAGGCAGAACUUCACUGAUAGACAAACAAGAUGCAAAUAAUAGAGAAAGAUUCCUGAGUGAAGAUUGAACACCUGCUGGUUAAAGAGAUACUGGUUGGUCAUUUACUCAUCCUCUACAGCCUCUGAUGUCAUCAAACAGCCUCUGAUGUCAUCAAACAGCCUCUGAUGUCAUCAAACAGCCUCUGAUGUCAUCUAACAGAUGCUGCUGAAUGCAGCGUGGCUUUUUCAGGCUCUGAACCACAUUUUGUCUUUUACAUGAUUUCUUGGGGUGACCCAAAUCUUCAGCGGUAUUCAGAGAAGAGGAACAACAGCUGUUUCACCUGUUUUUGAUGCUGAAUGUUUCAAUUGACAAACUGGGAAACAAUUAUAAUCAUAUGCACUACCGGUCAAAAGUUUGGGGUCACGUAGAAAGGUCCAUUCCAGACAGAAUACCAGCUGAGAUCAGUUUUUAACCAGGGCAGCAGUUUUCAGAUGACAUUAUGUGCUUACAUAAUUGCAAAAGGUUUCUCCAAUGUUUUCUCAGUUAACCUUUUAAAGUUGGUACUAGCAGUGGAAAAACACCAUCAGUGACCCCAAACUUUUGACCAGUAGUGUAUGUAUGUGUUGCUUGCUGGCCGUUUCUCCUGAAGGAGUGUGCAGGGUAUUCCCUGAACAUGGACUAACAGGCUGGCUCUGUUGCAGCGUAACAUUUCCUCCUGAUGCUCCAACACUACUCUUCCUCUAUAAUCAUGAAACUGGUGAUACUGGACACAGAGCAGAGGAAAUGAUGUCCCAGAGAUCUGCUGUACAACAGUAAAAACAGGACAGUCUUCUAUUUAUAUUUUUUUACAUGAGGUUUUACACAGAAAUGGGGUCAUAAAGUGUCUUAUUUCUUUUAAAUUAAACUCCUGAUAUACAGGAAAGGACUUAAUGUCUGUCAGUUUGGUUUAGAGAGUUUCUGUUUUUAUUAUUUUGUCUCCUCUGAUAACAGCUGACAGUAGAUUGAUGUUUGACAGCUCUGUGCCGGCUCCAAAGAACGGUUGUGAAGCGGUCCCAGUCUGGUUAGGUUUAGGCAUUGUUGUCUCUCUUCAUCCGUCCAGACCCUGAAGGGGGAUUAGGGCCUCAGUCUGAGACCAGUUAGGACGGAGGCCGCUUUGAAAAAGGGACUAAGAGGCAAAUCUGGGUCGCACAUUCCUACAAAAACUUCCACUAUGAAAAAAAAAACUUUCUUAUGUAUUUCUUAUAUUUUUUCAUAUUUUUCUAUUUUAAAUGAUGUCUUUUAACUUUUGUACUGAGUUCAUUGUUAUGCACCAAAUCACAAGAUAUAU